AUGCCAGAUAAAGGCAAUAACAUCCUCACAUUCCAAAACUUCCAUAAACAGAUGCCAGUACCAUUUGUUAUUUACGCUGAUUUUGAGGCUAUCACAGAAAAAAUACUUGGCUGUUCACCUAAUAACAAAGAAUCAUAUCAGAAACAUACUGAUUGCAGUUAUGGUUACAAGUUUGUUUGCUGUUAUGAUGACAAAUACCCUAAACCGAUUAAGAUUUACAAUGGUGAAAAAGCUGUGUAUAAAUUCAUGGAAGAGAUGCCAAAAGAAGUUGAACAAUGCAAAAGAUUGCCGCAAAAAGGUUUAACAAACCAUUAG
Molecule: messenger RNA, 315 nt
Organism: Porites lobata
Lineage: Eukaryota; Metazoa; Cnidaria; Anthozoa; Scleractinia; Poritidae
Source: the annotation of a GenBank genome assembly